Closterium sp. NIES-67 is the source of this 854-nucleotide messenger RNA. The record is from the annotation of a GenBank genome assembly. NCBI's taxonomy places the organism in Eukaryota, Viridiplantae, Streptophyta, Zygnematophyceae, Desmidiales, Closteriaceae.
CUCUGCGUUGUAUGUGCUCCGUAGCAGCAGCAGCAGAAGCAGCAGCAGCACCAGAAGGAGCAGCAGACUCAGCAGCAGCAGCAGCAGCAGCUGAAGGAGUAGCAGCAGCAGCAGCAGCAACAGCGGCAGCAGCAGCAGUGGCAGCAGCAGCAGCGGCAGCAGCAGCAACAGCAACAGCAGCAGCAGCAGAAGGAGCAGCAGCAGCAGCAGCAGCAGCAGCAGUAUCUACAGCCAUCCCCAUCCUCCCCUCCUCUUUGAGCCGCCGCGGGGAGGGGGUGGAGGUGGCGGUUGUGGGGGCAGCGGAGCCGGCGGCGGUGGUGGCGGGGUCGAGGGUGGCAGCAGUGGUGGUGGUGGAGGCAGUGGUGGCUCAUCUGGUAGCCGUGGUGGCCGCCCUGGCACUCUUCCCCCAUGUUCCUAUCUUCGCCGUUUUGGUCCCAGGGCGGGUGACAUUUACGACCCAGCUGUCCCUGACUCCCCUGCUCACUCUGCCUCAUCGCACCAGCAGCAGCAGCAGCAGCAGCAGUAGCAGCAGCAGCAGCAGCAGCAGCAGCAGCAGCAGCAGCAGCAGCAGCAGCAGCAGAAGGAGCAGCAGCAGCAGCAGGUGCAGCAGCAGCAGCGGAUGGAGCAGCAGCAGCAGCAGCAGCAGCAACCGCAGGCAGUGCAGCAACAGCAGCCGCAGCAGGAGGUGCAGCAGCAGCACCAGCAGCAGCCACAGCAGCAGCAGCAGCAGCCACUGCAGCAACCUCAUCGGCAUCGCCGCACCACCUCUCCGCUAUCUUUGCUGAAUGCGAGGCCUUCAUCCGCAAUGCCUCAUUCGUUAACAUUGUCCCCUCUCCUGAAGACGUCAUUGUUGA